This is a messenger RNA of Macaca mulatta (Rhesus monkey), 7033 nucleotides long. The record is from RefSeq and is a predicted model, not a curated record. NCBI's taxonomy places the organism in Eukaryota, Metazoa, Chordata, Mammalia, Primates, Cercopithecidae.
AGGGCCUGAGAUGUUGGGAGAACUCAGUAAAUGGGAACUGCCAAUUAUGACUUUUGUUCUGAGAGUAAAUGUUGGGGGGAUGAGUGUUGCUGAGGGGCUACAGAGAAGCAGGUCUUAGCAGCAUGUCAGGAGAGGCUGCCUGCCUUGUCCUUCAGGGAUGAGCAUGCUGCAGUUCCACACUACCCCCAUGGGAUGGCUUUUCUGAGAAGACGAGGACACUGCGGCAGUGAGCACGCCCUUCCCAGACUCUUCCCGGAAAGGUUCAGUUCCCACAGUGCUAGAAUUUUCACCUGACUCGUCAGCGUCGCCAUUGGUUCACAGAUUUAGGUAGUGCCUUUCACAAUGCAUCCGUUCAGCAUUUGCCUGUAGUGUUUGUUUCAUCCCUGUUGCUUGGCACGAUACUUCCCCCCAUUGUAUGUUUUCUGAUGUCUUGCUAAUGUAUUUUGGAAUGAGUGUGUAGCCUAGAUUGAAGAGUCAUUCAUUUUGUGAUUGCACCUCCCCUAGAAAUCAGUCUGAUCCAUGGGAAAACUGCAGUUCCUGAGGGCUUCCCUGAGAUCUCCAGCCCUUCUGCCUUCCAUGACGAUGCUCUUUUGUAAAAUUCCGAAGUACCUCAGAGCUUUUAAGUUGUGAAUAAUACAACAAACUCAUCUGUGCCACCAGGCUCAGUCCAGGCAUAAAGUAUGACCUGUACCUGUGGGGCCCCUCUGUACCUUCUCUGUUUGUCCCUCUCCCUUCCAAAGGUAAGCAUGUGGGGUCACUAGGUGUAUCUCAAGCUUGGCUACAGAGUGAGUCACCUGAGGAGGUCAGUACUGGUGCCUGAGUCCCAGCCAGGGUGUGGCCUGGGCAGUAGGACGUUGAAGAGCUGUCUGGGUGAUUCUAGUGUGCAACCAGCGUUGAGAACCACAGGUGUCGAUCUUUCCAGGUAUUACUCUUAAACUCCCUAAACAAGGCGCUAUUGGUGUGCUUUUAAACGUGAUGUCAAUGGUGCUGUACAGUUUGUAUCUGUUUUGCUUUUGCUUAUGUAGCAUUAUGCUUGUGAGAUCAAUCCACAACUAAAUAGCUCUCGUUCACACAUUUCCUGGUGGUAGAGUGUCCAUUCUAGAAGCAUACAGCCGCUGCCGGAGCCAUAUUCUGUUGAUGAUCAUGUAGAGGGUUUGCGGUGUUCACUGCUAGGAAUGUGAACAUCCUUGAACACUUUCCCCGAGCAUGGGAGUUGCUCUGUGUGAUGCUGCUCAGCUUUUGCCACAUCAUGGCACAUGUAGACGAUCAUAUUUUCACUUUGGCAAAUGCGGGGCUCUGGACUCCCUAGACCCUACCCAGCCAUCUCGGGCUGUGGCUUUAAGAUCUUCCCCACUGUUGGGAGCUCAGCCCUAGAGUUUAUUCCUGGGAGGGGAAUUGGGACAGCACCUUCUACUCCCUUAGAUACUGCAGGAGUCCCUUCUGGAGUGGUUAUGGCAACUUCUACUCCCUGCAGAAGUCUGGUUUUGCCAACCCUUGGCACUGUCCAACCUUUUAAUUAUUGCAAAUCUGGUGAGUAUGAUAUGGUACCUUGUUUUAUUCAGUAUUUCCUAAUGUCUGGUACAUUGAGCAUGUUUUUAUGCUUAUUGGUCUUUUGAGUUUAAUCUUUUAACUGCUUGAUUGCGUCUUGUUUACACAUUUGUGUUUUUCUUUUCUUAUUACUUUGUAGAAGUUCAUAUUCUGGAUCCUAUUUCUUUGGGGUCUGCUGCAGAUAUCUUCUCCCAGUCUGACUUGUCUGAGCUUUUUUAAUGGGGCUUUUUGAUACCUCAAAGUUUAAAUUGCUUUUUUAUACUUAGGUCCUUGAUCUGCCUCAGUGAUGCCCACCCAGUGGGUGAUUUUUUGGGACGUUUAGCAAAUGUCCAGAGACAGUUUUGGUUGUCCCAUCUUGGGGAUGGUGGUCCUCCUGGCAUCGAGUGAGUAGAGGCCAGGGAUGCAACUAAAUACCCUACAAUGUACGGGGCGGCCUCUCACAACUAAGAAUUAUCUGGUCCAAAAUGUCAGAGUGCUCAGGUUGGAGAUGCUGCCCUAGGGAUUCUGAUCAGGUAUGAGGCAGGUUCCUAGAAUCUGAAUUUUUCACAAGUACCUUGGGUGGCAUUUGUGAUCCGGGGUGUUUGCAAAGCACAAAAGUAUAGAGUAUAAAUACCUUAGGAUGGCGAAGAGGUCAGUGAAGGUUCUCUGGAGGCGGUGGGGGAAGGGAAAGGAGAGGCCAGACAUCCAGGGAGAGAGGAAGCACAUCGUAUGCUCGCGGGGUGGGGAGGAGGGGAGCCUAGUGGCCCAAUCCCCCGACCCCCAGAGCAGCCUUCACUUCCUUUGGGUCACUGAAAGCAACACCAACUCCGUCCUGGGGGCUGGAACUUGCUGCCUCUGGACGCUGCUGCUCUGCUUCCAGCCAUAAUCAUGAGAGAUGACAUUGUCAAAGACCCAUAGCUGCUUUUGAGUGCUGUUGGUAGACCCAGCAUUGUGCUGUGUGCCUUCUGUACGUUCUUUCAUCGUAUUUUUAUCUCAACCCUGUGAGAUCGUUUGUAGAAGAGAAAACUGCUAGACAGAGGUAAAAUGAAGCACCAGUGUCAUCCAGCAAGAAGGUAUCAGAGCUGGGUUUCCAACACUGAACUGCUGUGCUGUGCUGAGGACGUCCUGGAGCCCAAGUCCAGUGCCGUCCAGUGUGGUCCCGGUCAGUUCUGCUCUCCAGCCUUGCCUAAUGGGUCGCGGGAUGACAGGCUGCCCUGAGUUGGCCAGCCUUCCUAAAUAGCCCUCGUGCCCCGUGGCAGCAGGAGAGAGACCCCCCACAUGCGAGGAGCUGCUUGACUUCCAUUUGCCUUUCUACAUGCUAGGCAUUUGAGCUGACUUUCAAAGGGAUCACUUCCUGCUUUGAAAGCAACCACAGUAUCUUAAAGUCAAAAUGCUGAUUGAAACCUCCUGGAGAGUGUGCCUGGCUCCCUUGCCCUUAUUUGUCCAAAGUAUGAUUCCUUCGCCACAAGCAUUUCCUGACGGCAUUCUUGAGCCGGAGCCCAGUGUCACGGUCUGCCUGUUCGUUUAUGGGAACUCUAGGCUGUCACUUGGAUAAUUGAUUUCAGGGCCCUGGGUCUUCCAAGCAGCUGAGUUCUACAGGCAUCAAAGGCAGAGCGUGGAAGCUUCCUCCACUGCGCAGCUGAGUUGAAUUCUAUUUAUCUUUUCAAUUCUGGUGAAAGGAGUUUUCCUAUGAGUGCCUUACUUUUUCUUUGUGGUCUAGUCCUGCCGCCUCUGCUUGGGAAUGGCGCUGAACCUCUCUGAGCCUCUGUUUUAUCCGUGGAAAAUGCAAGGGAAUGAGCUCCCCUCAAAAAAGAACUGGUGGAAAGGCUGGAUCCUCAUUGACCGCUGUGGGAAGCACUUUGGUACAAUACUCAACUACCUUCGAGACGGGGCGGUGCCUUUACCCGAGAGCCGCCGGGAGAUCGAGGAGCUGCUAGCAGAAGCCAAGUACUACCUGGUCCAAGGCCUGGUGGAAGAGUGCCAGGCGGCCCUACAACAGAACAAAGAUACUUAUGAGCCUUUCUGCAAGGUCCCUGUGAUCACCUCAUCCAAGGAAGAACAAAAACUUAUAGCGACUUCAAAUAAGCCGGCCGUGAAGUUGCUCUACAACAGAAGUAACAACAAAUACUCAUAUACCAGCAAUUCUGACGACAAUAUGUUGAAAAACAUUGAACUGUUUGAUAAGCUGUCUCUGCGCUUUAACGGAAGGGUCCUAUUCAUAAAGGAUGUCAUUGGGGAUGAAAUCUGCUGCUGGUCCUUUUACGGUCAGGGCCGGAAGAUUGCUGAAGUCUGUUGUACCUCCAUUGUCUACGCCACUGAGAAGAAACAGACCAAGGUGGAGUUUCCUGAAGCCCGGAUUUAUGAGGAGACCCUGAACAUUUUGCUAUAUGAGGCCCAGGACGGCCGGGGACCUGACAAUGCGCUCCUGGAGGCCACAGGCGGGGCGGCAGGGCGCUCCCACCACCUGGAUGAGGACGAGGAGCGGGAGCGGGAGCGGAUCGAGCGCGUGCGGCGGAUCCACAUCAAGCGCCCCGACGACCGGGCCCACCUCCACCAGUGAGCAGGCAAGAGACCGAGCCGCCCUUUUCUCACCGCCCCCACUCCCUGCCGUGCUACACCCAGAUCCUGUGCAGGCUGCCGGGCCCCUUCUGCUUCCCUUGGAGCCUGGAGAUACUUUUGUAACAAGUCAGAUGAUUAUUUUGGUAUUGCUUGACAAGGCAAAUUGAUUGUCUUGACCCAGGCGUAUGACCCCUGUCUUUGAACAAGCUGUGUCCAAGAUCUCUACUUUUCAUGAGAAUCUGAGACUCUUUGGAGCCAGGCUUUCUCGGUUCUCAGAGGAAAAGUAUGAAUGUGUGUGAAGUGUAUGUGAGAACUUUUGUUUGCAGUAUUUAUUUUUGUGGGUGUCGACUUCCCAUAUGGGCUUUUUGGGUGACACUCCCUUAAGGGUUCAGUUUGACAGUUCCGAGAGUUGUUCUGCAGUUGGAGGCCACCAGAGGUAUCUGAGCUCCCUGCUUCCUAUUUCAUAAUCUUCCAGCCCCAGCAGGUCCACUCCUGGUUCCUGUGUGUUUGGCCCGGACACAAUUCCCACCGCUUUGCUAGAAGUGCUUUCUGCCAUGUCGCUUUGGGCCUAGAGCUUGUUGAUAAUUGCAGCUUGUGGCAGUGGAAAUGUGGCUGAAUGAGCAUCUAAAUCGUUGUGACCAGUGCAACUUUGGGUGCAAGGUUUUGUUUAGGGAGAAAGCCUUUGGCCACCUUGGGCUGGUCUUUGGCCUGGUGCUCACUGGGACCCCACGUGUCUGCGUAGGAGCAGAGCUUUCCAUGGCAGUAAGUGUCCAGCUGUUUCUGGUUCUUUCCCCAACUCCAGCCCCUUCCAGUUGUUCUCCUGGUUGACCUGACUCCACUCCAGGAAGGCCAUCUGACCCUGUGACAGGCAUAGCUCAUAAACUACCCCUCCCUGGGAUCCCACUCCUCUUCAGCCUCCUUCCCCAUGAAGCUGGGCUAACUUUCUAAGUCAGUUGGCUUAGAAAUUCAUUGUGGCCCAGACCCUUUUUCCUCCCAGCCUGGCAUCCAGGCAGGGACAUCCUCACACCACCAGCCCCAAGGAGCUUACCUGCUGUAAACACAGACCGCCUUGUCUUUGCCUCUGAUUUUUACAGUGUAGAGUGGCCAGCAGUGAACAGGUUGAGGAUGUGCGGGUUGAUAGAUACCUUUGGGUCUGCUUUGUGUCUGUGUUCAUGUUUAAGGGAUGUGUGCGACUGUGGGUGGGGACGUGUGAUUGUGGGGCACAGGUGGCCCCUGCUGGAGCCCAGCUGGGUGCAACACCCGUGUAGGACAGGUGUUCUCAGUGACCUACCUCCCAGGCUCCUCUGCGCCUGCAAAGGAACAGGAGUGAGUCGUGACUGACAGGGGUGGUUGAGACUAGACUAGGUAGAGUAGUUACCAGGAGAUGUGAAUGUGUGUCAGGUGAUGGAUGGGUUUGUCAAGGGAAUCGUUACCGUUUUAUACCAAAGGUAUUAACAUGGGCAGCCUUUGACAUAUAUAUUCCAAAAAGCGAGUUUAUAUUUUCAAACGGUUUUUACAGCUUAGACUUUGUACGUACUGCCCUGCCUGUGACAGUUGUAUGCCUUCAUUUUGUAUCCAACAGCAAAGCCUACAAUAAAACUUGGAAACAAUCAUGACUGAAUGUCAAAAUCAUGUAUUGGGCAGACGCUUUUUAAACUGUCCUGUGAGCAACUUUUAUAUUAGGCCAUUUGGAUUUUAUUAACUGCUAAGGAAAGAGGGCUUACAAAAUAAUGUUUCGUAAAGAUUUUAUACUGUUUAAGUUUUAAACACCAACCCUGCCUUUUGGGUUGAGCUUUUUUAGAAAGUCGAAGUGAAUAUCGGCCCUGAAAAUGGAAAAUCCAUUGUAUACAUUUUUUUUUUUUUUUUGAGGUAGAGUCUUGCUCUAUCGGCCAGGCCGGAGUGCAGUGGCACGAUCUCCACUUACCACAACUUCUGCCUCCCGGGUUCAAGCGAUUCUCCUGCCUCAGCCUCCCGAGUAGCUGGGAUUACAGGCACCCACCAGCCCGUGCCCGGCUAAUUUUGUGUUUUUAGUAGAGAUGGGGUUUCACCAUGUUGGCCAGGCUGGUCUCGAACUCCUGACCCCGUGAUCCGCCCGCCUUGGCCCCCCAAAGUGCUGGGAUUACAGACAUGAGUCACCACACCUGGCUGCUUAGUUUUUUAAAUGUCUGUAUGAAGAAUGAGUUUGUGGAACAAUUUGAUUUGCUGUGGCCUCUAUGCCUAAUGAGCUAGUGUUUCUGGCAGCUCUCUCUACCCUCACUUUUUCUCCAACUUUGCACCUGUAGUUUUGAGUCUUUGUCUCUCUGGAAUAUGAACAGGUUUAUAAAACAUUCCAUGGUGAACAAAUUCUGUCGGCUGCAUUAUAGCCAUGAGUAAACAGACAGCAUUGGCUGGUCCAAGCUCUGUUACUGAAUAUACAAGGAACUGAUUUUUAUGUUCGCACUAAGGGCAAAAACCAGUAUUUAUAAUGUAAGCACUAGCCAAGUAAAACAUUGGCCCAAGAUUUGGUAAAGAGUCAGGUUUCACUGCAAUGUAGUAACUACAAUUUUUUUACUAAUUGGAACAGCUUUGGUGUGUUGUAAUCAAGGUUUUUGUUUGUUUUAAAUAAGCCAUUUGAUUGUGGUGACUGGGGCCCACGUCCGAGACAAUUCCUGGCAUAUUCUGUCACCCUCCUGUGGGGGGAAUCACUGUGCGGGGACCCCAUUCCCCAGUUAAAGUGUGUCUUUGUACCUUACAACAGCGAUUCGGACCCGAGUGUGAACAACGCUCAGCCCUCCCUCUGGAGCGUGUGCUGUCUUUAGGGCUCUACCCAAAGUCACUGUAACACAGUUAAGUGUGUCAUUAACCUUUCCGUCUCUGCGCUAUAAAAAAAAUGCUCAAAGUUUUAGAUGUAGCCACUGUAUGUUGUGCAGACAUUUGUGGACAUGUAAAAUAAAAGUCAUAAAAUGCU